AUGUCCCACGACCAGGCUACCGCGAAAUCAGCCGAAGUGCCCGCCAGCGUGGACUUAAGGGAUCUUUGCCAAGCUCUUAUGUCCGUCCUGGAGACAAGUCAAUCCUCCACGGACACACUGCCUCUGUUGAAACCGGGGGACAAUUUCGACGUUUGGUACCCGCAAGCAAACGUUCAUUUAGCCUCCGUUGCAGCCAAAGACCGUGCGCAGUACAUAUACCACCACCUCUCGACGGAGGCGCUAACAAAGGCCUCUGCUUUCGGUGUCAAGUUCGACACCGACGUGGAUUCGCUGUUGAGCGCCCUUGGGCGCGUUUUUGCAACGCCCAAGCCCCCAGUCGACGCGUACAGGCAGUUCUCGUCCCGUCUUCAGCUCCCUGGGGAGAGUGCCAGAGAUUAUUUGGGCUGUCUUUGCCCUUCGAUAUUGGCGGCCUUUCCUGACCAGCCAACGAGCCUGACUGAUGUUGUUCUCGCCGCCCACUUCCGCGCUGGUUUAUUGGACGAUAACCUCCGCCGCAAAUUGAUUAAAUAG
Molecule: messenger RNA, 531 nt
Organism: Spirometra erinaceieuropaei
Lineage: Eukaryota; Metazoa; Platyhelminthes; Cestoda; Diphyllobothriidea; Diphyllobothriidae
Source: the annotation of a GenBank genome assembly